Molecule: messenger RNA, 1414 nt
Organism: Hydractinia symbiolongicarpus
Lineage: Eukaryota; Metazoa; Cnidaria; Hydrozoa; Anthoathecata; Hydractiniidae
Product: transmembrane protein 106B-like
Exons: 7
Coding region: 147-929 (260 amino acids)
Source: RefSeq, a predicted model, not a curated record
UAUUGACAAUACUAUGGUAAAUAUAAUUUUUUUAGUGUUUGACUGUUUUUGUUAUUUCAGUUUGUUUGUUUGUUACAAAUUGUGCAGAUUUUCCCUUCUUUUCAAUUUUAAGAACAAUAAGUAUAUUAAAAGCGCAUAAACACAUAAUGCCAGAUGGAAACACAAAAUACGAAAAGAUUGAGGAAUGUCCUCAUGACAAUCACAGUGGAUUUACCUACGAACACUUCCCUGUGGUUUGCCCAACUUGUGAAGGAACUGGAGAAAUAUAUGAAGAUAACAAUGGUAUGGUCACAUUUGUUCCUGUAAAAGACAAAAGAUUAAAACCAGCCCGGACUAAAUUAAAGGCAACUGUAUUGGUGUUGAUUAUUUUGGCAGCAGCUGGACUGUCGACAUUCUUUCUGUACCCACGUGAUGUCAAUAUUUCUGUGUCAGCUUCCGAGGUGGCCUAUUUCAAUUUUAAAUGCAAGUACCCUUGGAUAUCGUAUAUAUUUGCUGUUACUGUCAACAAUAAGAAUUUCUUCUCUGUGCAAGUAACAGACUUGCACAUGCAACUAUUGUAUCGUGAAAUGAGCGUUGGGAACCAGUCCUUUCAACAACAUAUUAACGUCUCUCCGCGAGAAGUGGAAAAGACUAUGGUUGUUUUGAACGUUACUUAUGCCGCGGAAACAUCGAAGUACAUCAGGAGAGAAUGUUACGAAGAAAGAUAUUACGUUCCGCAGUUGAUGGUAUCUUCAGCAGAAUUGAAAAGCUGGAUGCACUCUGAGCACAUUGGUAGCAAAAACGAUUAUUUUUAUAUGAACUGUGCAUCGAUGAUCUUUCCCGGUCAUAAGACGAAUCGAAUUUUAUCCACCAUGUUAAACAGCACAAACGUCAAUGCGACUGCAGUCUCAAGUGGAAGUGUUAUAAAGUUUCGGCUGUAUAAUACGUAGCGUGUUCGGUUGCUUUUUUUUGCGUAGAAUUGUAAAUAAGGAAUAUUUUAAAUGCAGAUCUGUAUAUAUCUUGUUGUUUUCUACCUUAUUGUAGACUGGACGCCAUAUUGUUGUUUUGUUGGCUAUCAAAGAGGAGAGUACAUUAAGUUCAUUGUACAGGUCAGAUAGACAUGACUUGAUGUGCAAAUUUUUGCGCAUUUAAAAUUUUCUUUUCUUUUUAAAGGCUUGGAAAAAGUCCCAACAGUAAAACUAUAUAUCAAGUAAGAAAAAUAAGAAGAUGAGCUCACACUAGCAUUUGUACUUAUUUCUUUUGAUCAUUAUUUUUUACAAAUAUGUUUAUUUUUUUAUUUAUAUAGAUCGUUUUAAGUGGUUAUCUAUCGCAGGAAAUUGAGUUUGUUAUAAGUUGAGCAUAUUGUAUAUUUUACUAAUCCUUGUAUAUCUGCUUGACUAAAUUGUAAUAGAGCUACGGAAAUUUUCCACCUCCA